ACUGGCUCAAUCCACCACCACGAAAUUCCAAGUCCGACGAACUCACCCGCCUCUGCAGCAGCCGCUUCCCCUUCGCCGGCGCGACAAGCUCUCCUCCUUCUCGAUGGCCCGCACGAAGCAGACGGCGCGCAAGUCCACCGGCGGGAAGGCGCCGAGGAAGCAGCUGGCGACCAAGGCGGCGCGCAAGUCUGCCCCGGCCACCGGCGGCGUCAAGAAGCCGCACCGCUUCCGCCCCGGCACCGUCGCCCUCCGUGAGAUCCGCAAGUACCAGAAGAGCACCGAGCUGCUCAUCCGCAAGCUCCCCUUCCAGCGCCUCGUCCGCGAGAUCGCGCAGGAUUUCAAGACCGACCUCCGGUUCCAGAGCUCCGCCGUCGCCGCGCUGCAGGAGGCUGCGGAGGCGUACCUCGUCGGGCUCUUCGAGGACACCAACCUGUGCGCCAUCCACGCCAAGCGCGUCACCAUCAUGCCCAAGGACAUCCAGCUCGCCCGCCGCAUCCGCGGCGAGCGCGCCUAAUCGGUCGCUUGAUCCGAGCUAGCUCCUGUUCCAAGAUAGCUUAGUAGUAGCAGUGAUGUAGUAACUUGUUGCAGUGGCUGUCAAUUGUUCAUCUGAUUAUUAAUGGGAAAUCCACCUUCCGUUUUCAAAUCUGGCUAUUUGUUUGACCUGUUUUACAUGAAAGAUUUAACGCCAGUUCAAAGGGAUGUGUAGAAUGCCUGCAAAGAAUCAGUGUACCAUAUGAAUGUAUAUGUGUAGGGAUGGCAAAUUAAAUUUACACAGUUAUUUUGUUUUAGAACAAAGCAAGCAUUCAGCCAU
Molecule: messenger RNA, 811 nt
Organism: Oryza brachyantha (malo sina)
Lineage: Eukaryota; Viridiplantae; Streptophyta; Magnoliopsida; Poales; Poaceae
Product: histone H3.2
Exons: 1
Coding region: 104-514 (136 amino acids)
Cellular component (GO): nucleosome
Molecular function (GO): structural constituent of chromatin; protein heterodimerization activity; DNA binding
Source: RefSeq, a predicted model, not a curated record